CACCCCAGCACGUGACUAUGGCGCGAGCAUCUCAGCGUCUCUGCCCUCAGCGUCCCCCGGCCCCAAGAUGGCUGCCUUUUGGCGUCUUUGGCGCUGUUGAAUGGAGAAAGCUUUAUUGUUCCCUUCGGGCAGGAGUGUUCGUGUCCUCUAUGGCGCUGUCAAUAAAGAACGGCAGUUUGAAUCGGUACUGAACAGGUUUCUCUACCCUUCUCUUACCUUCUGGAGAUGCUACAAUUUUAUCUUCACUGUAGAAUCCGCAAACCCAAACCUCACUCCUUCAGAGACAGGGCUGAUCCUCUCUAGGUGGAGUCUGGAGGGAGAAAGGAAGGAGUUGAGGCUGGAGCAAUACCAUGGAUCUCCCCAAUUACAGCCAGCAGCUGCUGCUGCAGCUCUAUGCCCUGUGCAAGGAGCAGCGGUUCUGUGAUUGCACUAUUUCUAUUGGCAACAUCUACUUCAGGGCCCAUAAGCUUGUCCUGGCAGCGGCCAGCCUCCUGUUUAAAACCUUGCUGGAUAACACAGAUGCCAUCUCCAUCGAUGCGUCAGUGGUGAGCCCCGAGGAGUUUGCCCUCUUGCUAGAAAUGACAUACACUGGCAAGCUCCCCGUGGGCAAGCACAACUUCUCCAAGAUCAUCUCCUUAGCAGACAGCCUGCAGAUGUUUGACGUGGCUGUUGGUUGUAAAAAUCUUCUGACCAACCUUGUAAACUGCUCUGUCCAGGGGCAGGUGGUAAGGGAUAUCUCAGUGCUGUCUUCAGAGGUAGGUGGCAAGGACUCAGAGAAACCUCAAGUAGAAGUCAUUUCUUCUGAAGGUACUGGGGAGCCCUCUUCAUCCCUGGAAGUUUCUACCGUGCCAGCAGGCCCUGAGAAAGCCAAGACCCAGGAAGUAACUCACGUGGCUACCCAAGAGAUAAAUUCAGAUCCUCCUGUUGCUCAGGUGGCUACAGAGAUCACAGGGGUGACUCCUCACACAGCUGAAGUCUGUUCCUCUUCUGUUGAACAGCUCCCAAGUCAGGCAGAGGAAGCCAACACACAAGCAGAGUGUGAGAGGAAGCAGGAGCAGCUGAAUUUCCUGCUAGGACAGGAAAGUGUCUUCUCAAAUGCAGUCUUGCUCACCCAGGACGCACUGAAAAGACUGGAAGGAUGCUCAGAGAUUAAAGGCCCUCAGAAGGAGAUCAUAAUAGAAUGUCUCAAGGAUGACGGAGGAGGCUCAGCGUUCCAGAGAAUCCUGGGCAAAGUGCAUGAUGGGAGCCUGGAUGUGCAGGUGGUCUUGUCUCUGAUGAGACUGUACCAGGAGUCCACACCUGCAGAGAAGGUGUCUCAGUCUCAGCCAGAAGGGAGCACAGGGGAGGGAAAGACCUUGUCUGUUCUGUUACUGGAACACAAAGAGGACCUGAUCCAGUGUGUAACACAGCUCAGACCUAUUGUGGAGUUCCUGGAAACAGCCAAGGAGGAAUUCCUGCCUGUCUCCGAGAAAAGGGUGAUUCUGAACUGCUGUGAGGGCAGAACACCCAAGGAGACGAUAGAGAAUUUGUUGCACAGAAUGACUGAAGAGAAGACCCUGCCUGCCGAGAGCCUGGUAAAACUCCUCCAGGCUGUGAGAACAGCAUUCCCAAACCUGGGCCUCCUGCUGGAGAAUUUACAGAAAGUAGCGGAGUCACCUGGCACCACAGGGCUGGCCAGGGUCACCUGUGAGACUGAACAGACAGAGGGGCCCAGAAGACUGUGCAUUCCAACAGACUGUGUGGAUGGAUCCCACCCUAGCCCUGAGGACUACGGAGCUGAGCUGUUGAGAAAGUAUCAUGAAAACCUGUCUGAGGUUCUCACGGACAACCAGGUGCUGCUAAAGGUGAUCUCGCGUGCGAGGAGCUUAGCCCCUGGAGACAGAGAGGUUAUGGAGACACUCGUGAAACAGGACUCUGGCUCAGGUGGCUUCAGUUCCCUGAUGUCAGCAGCUCUGGAAAGGCAGACUCUCUCUGCAACAGCCAUUUGGCAGCUGCUGCUAGUGGCUCAAGAGACCCAGUCCUGCCCACUGAACCUUCUCUUGGAGGAAGUAGGAAAGGAGCCUGGCGCUGGGGCUUUCUUCCGGGCCGUGACUGCCCCAGAGAGCACUGUGUUGGAAAUAAUCCUGAGGCAUAGCAAGCUGGUCACAGAGGCCAUCCAGCAGACAAUGGAGCUCAAGCACUUUUCUCCAGAGGAUGAGGCCCUGGCUGAGACUGUGAAAGAGGUGAUGCUGAGCAUAUCCUCUGAGACAGUGAGCCCUGAAGCAGCCCUGAGAGCAGUGCUGAGCAAGGACAUGGAGAAAUCUGUCUCAGCCCCUGCAAUCUGUCGCCUCCUAUGUGGUGUCCACAAGUCUUUUCAUGGCCUGCAACCCCUCAUGCAGGAGUUGGCACACGUUGGGUUUCUUACCAAGGAAAACGGAGAGGAGAGGUUGACGGUGAGUGAUAGGUUUCACCCUGGAGUCAAGGACAAAGAGGAGAAAGCAGCCAACGCAGCCAGCAAAGACUGCCAGCCCACGGAACAAAAGGAUCAGGGGGAGCCUGGGUCCGUGCCAGAGCAACAGGAGAAAGACACUUCUGCCUCCCCGGACUCUGCCAAGAAGAGCUUCAUCUGCAAAGCCUGUGACAAGAGCUUCCAUUUCUACUGUCGUCUGAAGGUGCACAUGAAGCGCUGCCGGGUGGCCAAGAGCAAACAGGUGCAGUGCAAGGACAGCAGUGGGACCAGGGACUCAGAGAAGGGGCUGGAGAAGCAGCAGCCGGAGACCCACGGCGUGGGUGGAGAGCCCGACGCCCCCAAGAAGAAGAAGAAGCGGCUGCCUGUGGCGUGUGACCUCUGCGGAAGAGAGUUUGCCCAUGCCUCAGGCAUGCAGUACCACAAGCUGACCGAGCACUUCGACGAGAAACCUUUCUCCUGUGAAGAAUGUGGGGCAAAGUUUGCUGCCAACUCCACCCUAAAGAACCAUCUGCGCCUUCACACUGGGGACCGCCCAUUCAUGUGCAAGCACUGCCUCAUGACCUUCACACAGGCCUCAGCCCUGGCAUACCACACCAAGAAGAAGCACUCAGAAGGGAAAAUGUAUGCAUGCCAGUACUGUGAUGCUGUGUUCGCCCAAUCCAUCGAGCUGUCCCGGCACGUGAGGACGCACACUGGGGACAAGCCAUAUGUCUGCAGGGACUGCGGAAAGGGCUUCCGACAAGCCAAUGGCCUCUCCAUCCACCUGCAUACCUUUCACAACAUAGAAGAUCCUUAUGACUGCAAGAAAUGCAAGAUGAGUUUCCCCACGCUGCAGGAUCACCGGAAGCACAUCCAUGAGGUGCACUCCAAAGAAUACCACCCCUGUCCCACGUGUGGGAAGAUCUUCAGCGCCCCUUCCAUGCUGGAGCGGCACAUGGUGACCCAUGUUGGAGGGAAGCCCUUCAGCUGUGGGAUCUGCAACAAGGCCUAUCAGCAAUUGUCUGGUCUCUGGUACCACAAUCGAACCCACCACCCAGAUGUAUUUGCUGCCCAGAACCAUCGGUCACCCAAGUUCUCAUCGCUGCAGUGCAGCUCCUGUGACAAGACCUUUCCUAACACCAUCGAACACAAGAAGCACGUCAAAGCGGAGCAUGCAGAUCUGAAGUUCCACGAGUGUGACCAGUGUAAGGAGCUCUUCCCCACACCAGCCCUGCUGCAGGUUCACAUCAAGUGCCAGCAUUCAGGGUCGCAGCCAUUCCGGUGCUUGUACUGUGCGGCCACUUUCCGCUUUCCUGGAGCACUGCAGCACCAUGUCUCCACAGAGCACUUCAAGCAGUCAGAAAACACCUUCCCCUGUGAGCUCUGUGGUGAGCUCUUCACUUCCCAGGCCCAGCUUGAUGGCCACUUGGAGUCUGAGCACCCGAAGGUAGUGGGCACUGAGACCCAGGCGACCAGCUCUCAGAUGGUGCAGGUGAUCCAAGCUCCAGAGCCAGCGGCCCCAGCCGAGCAGGUGAUCACGUUAGAGGAGACGCAACUUGCUGGCUCACAGGUGUUUGUGACCUUGCCAGAUUCACAGACCUCUCAGAGCAGCUCUGAGCUUGUGGCAGUGACAGUGGAGGAUCUGCUGGAUGGUACUGUCACCCUGAUCUGUGGUGAGGCCAAGUGAGUACCUACUCCUCCAGUAGAGGGGGACUGGACUGGACCGCAGAGGAAGCUCACAGCCGGCCUGCCUCUGCUCUAGCUGCUGUCCCAAGUGGUGAGCUGUUCGACGCAACUCCACCAUGGUGCUCUCACUUGGAAAUCAGAGGCUUUGUCAUUGUCCUAGGACCCAGUGUCUGAGCCAUCCACUCUGACGCCAGCACUACCGCCUUUGUGGCAGACAGCCUCAAUCCUCCAGGCUGCAGCUCAGGCCUAGAGCCAUCCUAGCCCCCAGGGAAGUCUGGCUUCUGAAAUGAGAGUCUGAAGGAGUAGUGGAUGGGAAUUGGUGGCCAAGGUGGCCUAGGAGAUACAGCGUGCUGGGUAGCCUCAAGAGCAGGGGAGUUACCUGAGCCCGAGCCCACAGAGGGCUUGCAGACACCGCCAGUGCCUCUGCAGUAAAGCACCAACAACCUCCAGAGACGUCUGCUCGGCUUGCCCUUCCCACUCUCCCCAUCCUCUCCUCGGCUCAGGCGCCCCUAGAGCUUGGCUGUAAAGCAGGUGCCGAUGUUAACAACACAGGAAGCUCUCUUUGCCAUUCCGGAUCCCUCCAGUUCUGACCUUCCCAAAACAAAGCUUUGGAGCAUUGCUGCGGGAGGCGCCUUCAUGUGAGGCCAUCCAGCUGCACCUGCUUUUCUGGAUGUUCUUUGUUGCAUUCCUUAUGGAGAGCGACCCUGUGAUCUCGGGCCUUCCAUGCCUUCCAGUAAUCAAGGCUGAAACCUUUCCUCAGCCUGGAGACCUCUUGCUGGCUUCCUCUGGAGCAUGUGAUAAAAUGACCCAGCCCCUGGGGGCAGACCUGUGUCUGCCUGUGGUGGAUGAGAAGUAUCCCAGGUGGCCUCUGUCUCUGCCACUGGCCCACCUGCCUGGUGCAUGGCCUGCUCUCUGGGCUCCCCCUGACUGCAUGUUCACUGCAGAUCGGUGCUCCAUUCAAGUCUGAGCAUCACGGAGCCUUUAUCUUUAGAUCCUGAAAUACAAUCUGGUAAUUGAUGGCUGGCGGAUACGGUUGGAAGUGCAAUUAGAUGGAUGUUGGUUCCUGCUGCUUACAGAGAAGGUUUGCGUUUAUCUUCCUUUCCUAGAACCCAAAGAUAGAAGUGGGGCUAGCACAGUUUUUGCUCAUCAGGCAGGACUCCCUGCCUCCUAGUGUGGCUUGACUCCCUGCAGAGGCGAAUGCCCUGAUUUGGUCACUUGCCUAUAAGCCACCUGCUAUCAGAGAUCAGCCCGUACAAGUGCAACUCACACAUGUGCAGAGAUGAGGGUCAAGUCUUGUUAUGGUGCAGGUGCAUUGCCACCAUGCCUGCACCUGGCUCACUGUGGAGGACGGGGGUAGCGAUUUAACCUACAGCAGUCAGUGUUUCAAGAGCUGCCCCUACACUAGGCACAGGCAGCCCAGGUAAGUUUCCAAGCUGGAUUCCAGCUCUGGCCAGCCUGUCCCAGUCAAGCCCACCCUCCUUGUAUAUGCAGGUUGCUUGAAUUUAUCUGCUAAGGAAUCUUUUCCCUUCUAAAGAAAAUGUUUUCAAAGCCAUUCAGCCUCGGAAACCAAACACUGACCAGAAGAUGGUGCUCAAACAUCAAGACUUCACCUCCCUGAAAGCUCAGUGUUCCCAUACUGCGGCCCUGGCCUGCUGGCUUUCAGACCUAUGGCAACCGACCAGGGGAGCUCUUGAUCUGUAAGUGGUGUGCCGGUCCCUUGGUCCCUCCACAUCAGUAACCCACUGAAAGACAGUGGAAUGGCACAUGCUUCCAGGCUCUGUCAGGAACAACAGUUCAAAAUAAUACAUCCCUGAGAGCCUAUGAGGGGAGAUCAGCCUGAAUACAAAGAGCCAGAAGUUAGAGACCUGAGUGCCAGGCCCUUCCCAGUCUGAAAAAGCCAAUCUCGGGUUUCCUGGGGACCCAGGUGGUGCUCGGGCACGCGCUCCCUUCAGUCACCAGAUGUGUCUGCCGCAGAGAGCCGUAGGGCAGGCAGGCUUGCCGCCCAUCCUUGGGUGCACAGCUCUGGUGCACACACUGGGAGCACCACAGCGCUGGAUCUCACCUAUCAGCGAGUUCUGUUCUGGUGACUGGUGGCCUCUGCUUCAGCUGCCUGACUUUUUAUAGUGACUCCGAAGAAGCCUGGGGAAAGUCUGCCACUGCUGCCCCAGAGACCUGAACUACCGCAGAGGGCAUUGUUAAUGGGCCUCUUUGUCUACAUUGCUUUUACAAUGGAAGUGUGGUUCCAUUUGCCUCCUCCCCAUGAAUAUGUCUGCCUGGCCCUUGGGCAGCAGCCAGAGGAGUCUCCGGGUUCUUUGGAAUUUAUAUAUUUGAGCCAUGGGGAGCACCAGCCCUCCCCAGGGCUCCUGAUUCAGCCACUGAAGAGGGAAGGCAGAUAGAUACCAAGCUGAAGUCUAGUUGGUCCGUCACCAGUGCAUGGACAGCAAGCAGGUGACUGAGGAGCAGAGACCACUGUGAGCAUUUUGGCCAGUGCAACAGACAGAGGUCUUUCUCAACUAUUUUAUAAACUGACUCUUCUGUCUCCAAAGCUCUUUAUUGGAAAAGCUCUGAGUUCCGUCAGUACCCAAGUCUGUGGCCUAAGCUCUAGGCCUGUGUGCUGUGCUGCCCAGUCCAAGGAAGCCUCUGGCUCCUGCUGAUCACAGGGGUGAUGCCUCAGCCUUGUCCCUAGAGUCUGAGUUCCAAUGGUCAGGGCUGAGGAAUGAAAUGAGAAACAGACAUACCAAAUAAGGGGAAAGGAUCUCUAUUCUCUUGGGGAUGGAAUGGCGUGCCUUUAAAUCUCAUGUGCCUGAGAAUCUGUACUGACAAAAGAUGGAGAUACUGACAGCCUCACUUAGAACAGGCAAGUGCUUCUAGGGGACAGAAGUAUUUCUUGUGGAGCUAGAAAGUUAGCCAGUGGUGGUAAUGACACUGGUUUGCUCCAGUAACCUCUCCCAGCCUAGCCUUGUUCUGCAGCACCCUGUAUGUCCCAUCAGAUACUUGGGAGCCUGGAAGAAAAGUGAAAGACAUGGGGCCAAGGGAGUCAGAGGCAGGUUAAUAGUUUUGUUGCUAUGGAAACUUUGGGGGGCACUGAGGACUUAUGCUAAAAACUCAGAAAGAAACUCAAACUUAUUCCAGUCUAACUGGGCCUAUGAAGGAAGAGAGCAGUGCAUUCUUUGGGGACUAUGUUGAGGAAAUCGUUCUUUGGGCUAGUUUACAUGGCCUCCAAGUUGUGACAAUGGUCAUGGUUUCCCUGAGCAAAGCCACCCAUGACCAGGACAACCAGCCCGUGAGAUGUGUAAACUGGACUGCAAGCCUCUCCACUCAACAUGCACUGUGCUUACAAAUAAAGUCUGUACUCUGGAA
Myodes glareolus (Bank vole) is the source of this 7474-nucleotide messenger RNA. It is a transcript of the gene Zbtb40, whose product is annotated as zinc finger and BTB domain containing 40. Gene Ontology annotation, biological process: regulation of transcription by RNA polymerase II. NCBI's taxonomy places the organism in Eukaryota, Metazoa, Chordata, Mammalia, Rodentia, Cricetidae. Gene Ontology annotation, molecular function: protein binding; DNA-binding transcription factor activity, RNA polymerase II-specific. Gene Ontology annotation, cellular component: nucleus. The record is from RefSeq and is a predicted model, not a curated record.